GAGGAGAGACGUCGCGGAGGAGCCUUAUGAAAUCAAACGUCACAGCAGCUGACCGGGUAGUCUCGAUACAGCACAGUGAACAAGGACACUGAAAGACUGCUAACAGAUAACACCACCUUCUCACGUUAACUGGGCUUCAUUUUUAAAGAGAGAGGAGGAGGUAUUUUCCACAGUUUCCCACAGCACGUCAGCGUCCAGAGGAAGAGACCGAGUGUGAGUGUGACAUGGCAAGUAGAGGCGGAGCUACACGACCCAAUGGGCCAAACGCAGGCAACAAGAUCUGCCAGUUCAAACUUGUGCUUUUAGGAGAGUCGGCAGUGGGGAAGUCAAGUCUCGUACUUCGUUUCGUCAAGGGACAGUUUCACGAAUUCCAAGAGAGCACAAUCGGAGCUGCCUUCCUGACUCAGACAGUAUGUUUGGACGACACAACAGUCAAGUUUGAAAUCUGGGACACAGCUGGUCAGGAGCGCUACCACAGUCUGGCUCCCAUGUACUACAGAGGUGCCCAGGCAGCCAUUGUGGUCUAUGAUAUAACAAAUGAGGAGUCAUUUGUACGGGCGAAGAACUGGGUUAAAGAGCUUCAGAGACAAGCCAGUCCAAAUAUUGUAAUAGCUCUGGCUGGGAACAAGGCUGACCUCGCUAACAAGAGAGCAUUGGACUUCCAGGAUGCACAGUCGUACGCAGAUGACAACAGCUUGCUUUUUAUGGAAACGUCAGCAAAGACCUCUAUGAACGUCAACGAGAUAUUCAUGGCCAUCGCAAAGAAGCUACCCAAGAACGAGCCUCAAGCUGCCGGAGCGAGCAGCGGGCGGAACCGGGGAGUGGACCUGACAGAGACGGCCCAGCCCACCAGCCGUCCCUGCUGCAAUAACUAACCCAGCUCUUCCUGUUCAUCCUCCACACACACACACACACACACACACACACACACACACACACACCCUCACACCCUCACACUCACACACCCCUACUCUGCCCCUCUUCCUCCUCCUCCUCCUCCUCCCAACUGAACAACAUCUGGACAUCGGGCUCCUUGGCUCCCUGACGUCAGACCUGACCUUCACCCUCACUCCCCUUGGAAUAGCUAAAGACUGUAUAGCUGCAUUUCUAAUACCUUUUUUUUUUUUUUUUUUUUUUGAUGUUCUUUUUUUCUUUUCUUUUUUUUAAAAACUUUUUUUAAGAAGUGUAUAUCAGUAUAAUGGAUGCAUGUAUCACUACAACGCCUACACACAAAAAAGACAAAACACACACACACAUUUUUAUCUUUUAUUCAGUUGAGAGUUAGACUAAACCCCAUUUAAAGAAAGAAAGAAAGACGAGUGAAGAGAGAGAAACCUGUGAACGUGUGAUUGUGUCAUGUGUGUAUUUUCCCCGAGAGUGAUUUGCUGAUGAGAAGGUGUAGCCUCAUUUGUCACUUCACAGGGUCGACUGGGUGCGAAUGAUGUUGUCUUUAAAAAUACUGUGUGCGGGUUAAGUUUUGCUCACAAUCAGAAGAAGAAGAAGGAAAAAAAAAUGUUCCCAUCUUGGGAUGCUCGGCUUCUCUUAACUGUUUUGUUGUGAGAGGCAUCGAUGAGUCAAGACAGUGCAAACAGAGCCCUCCACCCUCACCCUUCCUCCGCCAUCAUCCUCCUCUUUCUUCCACAUCUGUUACUCAAGAAGACGUCUUUAUCCAAGACUCCUAAUGGAAAACGUGCAGAAAAUGAAUUUGGUACAGUCGUGUUUUCUUUUGGAAAAGGUUUCGGAAAAUAAAAGAAACCCCAAAAAAAGUAAACGUUUAAAAAAAAAAAAAAGAAAAAAAAAGGAAGAUAAAAAGCCUCAGCGUAGCUCUGGCUUCCUUCCUAUUAUUAUGUGCAACCACUGUCGUUUUUUUUUUUAUUAUUAUUAUUAAAAGCAAAAAAAAGUGGAGACUAAUCUUCAUCUGUAGAGUGAUGUCACGUCGCUGUUACAUUAUAUUAAACAACAGUCGGAGUCUUCAUGGUGUGGGAAUAAAAGGUGGCGUUAACGUGCAGGAAUGAUCGUCCACAGCAUGGGAAGACCAGGAAACGACACCGCCGCGAGCCGCCAUGAGAGUGGUGUGACAGGAUUUUUGUAAAUUCCGCUUUGCUAUUGAACGAAUGCUUUCAUGUCGCAGCAUCUUUCAAGUCCAUCACAGAUGUCUUAUGUUUUAAAUUUCUGACGCUGAUGUGGCUUCACUCGGGAAAAAGAAAAAAAUCUACUUUGAAGACUGUUGGAACAUCCUGCUUUGUGAAUUUGUCUCGCAAAGACUUGAAACAUAUACGACAAUUUCUAUCUAUGUUUAAAAAACUCUGUAAAUCUGCUCUGUUUCUGUUCAGGCCAGUAGUCAACUUGCAUCAAAUUGGGUGAUCUGAAUCAAAGGGGAUAUUUUUUUUUUCUUUUUUCUUUUUUUUUUUUUUAGGAUAAAGUUCAUACAGCACACAAACAGAAAAAUUGGACUACUACCCAUUAUCACAAGUCUGUGGAAAAUAUACUCUAAUGUUGUUAUAGGGUGCAAUGUCGUCUUCUUCCUCCUUUAGUACAGCUUGCAGAGCUUGUGAGCUCACCAGGAAAUUUAUCUAGAGAUUCCGAACAAUUGUACAGUUCAAUAUAGGUCUGCUUUUUUUUAUUUUAUUUUAUUUUAUUUUAUUUUAUUAUUUUCUUUCUAGACCUUGUCACAAACUGGUCAAAUGUUAAGCAGUGUUGGUCUUUUUAGGUAUAUGUAGUGUUAUUAACAAAAUCCCUCUCUGGUGUCUUGUUACUUUACUCAGAAAUGGUCCAUGGUCAUGUUUGAAAGGAACUUUUAUUGCAUUGCAUUGCACAGUGUUGAUCAUGUUUUAAUUAAUGACUGCCCUUCGAUUUUAUAUGACGGACUGUAUUGGACUUGCUAACCUACAGCUGUAAGCAGGUAGCAUAAUUAACCUAACUGGUGGUCUCUCUUACAGCUCUAUGAAUUUUAAUGAUGUAAAACAGCAUUACUAGUGAUGGGCUGAUCAGUUUUGAGUGUCUGAAUACAACUUAAUAAAUUCAAUAAAGAGG
This is a messenger RNA of Scomber scombrus (Atlantic mackerel), 3033 nucleotides long. It is a transcript of the gene rab5ab, whose product is annotated as RAB5A, member RAS oncogene family, b. Gene Ontology annotation, molecular function: GTPase activity; GTP binding. The transcript is spliced from 6 exons. Lineage: Eukaryota; Metazoa; Chordata; Actinopteri; Scombriformes; Scombridae. The coding region runs from base 225 to 875 and encodes 216 amino acids. The record is from RefSeq and is a predicted model, not a curated record.